Molecule: messenger RNA, 1971 nt
Organism: Budorcas taxicolor (takin)
Lineage: Eukaryota; Metazoa; Chordata; Mammalia; Artiodactyla; Bovidae
Product: complement C5-like
Molecular function (GO): endopeptidase inhibitor activity
Source: RefSeq, a predicted model, not a curated record
AUGAGAGGUUGCACCAUCUCCAAAAACCGCCAAAGCAGAUAUGUUGUCUCAGCACCUAAUAUAUUCUAUGUUGGAGCCUCUGAAAAUGUAGUAAUUCAAGUUCAUGGAUACACAGAAUCAUUUCCAGUGACCAUUCCUGUUAAAAGUUAUCCUGACAGAAGUUUUACAUAUUCUUCUGACCAAGUUAACUUAUCUCCACAAAAUAAAUUUCAAAGCUCUGCAAGCCUAACUAUACAACCAAAAGACUUAUCUGGAGGACCAAAUGCAAUUUCACAUGUAUAUUUAGAAGCUUUCUCUGCUUAUUUUUCAAAAGCAGCAAAAAUUCCACUACACUAUAACAAUGGAUUUCUCAUCAUUCAGACAGAUAAAUCUAUUUACGAUUCAAAUCAGUCAGUAAAAGUUAGAGUUUAUUCAUUGGAUGAAAACCUAAAACCAUUGCAAAAAGAAGUUACCUUAACUUUUAUAGAUCCAGAAGGGUCAGAAGUUGCUGAGACAAGAAAGAAUUUUACCGGAAUUAUCAGUUUUUGUGACUUCAAGAUUCCAUCUAAUCCUAAGUAUGGCUUAUGGACAAUUAAAGCUAAAUACAAAGAGAACUUUACAACAAUAGGAACUGCAUAUUUUGAGAUUAAAAAUCUUGUGAAACCACACUUCUUUAUCUUAGUAGAACUAGAGAAUUUCUUCAUUAGCCAUAAAACCUUUGAGGACUUCAAGAUUACUAUAAAAGCUAGGUAUUCUUACAAUAAGAAUGUAACUGAAGCUAAAGUUUCUGCUUCUUUUGAGAUAAGAGAAAAUUUAAAUGACAGCAGGAAAGAAAUGAUGCUUGAAGCAACACAGAAAACAAAGUUGAUUGAUGGAGUUGCACAAAUCAUUUUUAACACAUCAGAAGCAAUUGAAAACCUGUCAUACAAAAGUCUAAAAGAUUUAAAUAACAAGUAUCUUAGUAUUUUUGUGGAAAUCCAAGAAAGUACAGGUAGACUCUUUCAAGAAACCAAACUAACUGAUGUCAAAUAUGUCCUCUCUCCUUACUCACUGGAUCUGGUUGCUACUUCACUUUUCCUGAAACCUGGGAUUCCAUAUUCCAUAAAGGUCCAGGUGAGGGAUGUGUUCACCCAUUUCGUAGGAGGGAUUACAGUAACCUUGAAAGCAGGAACAGUGGAUAAAACUCAGAAGAAGACAGAUCUUGUUCCAAGAAAAAGUACAACAAAUUAUAUUGAUGGAGUAGCUUCGUUUAUGGUUAAUAUUCCCUCUGAUGUGACAGCUCUGGAGUCUCACGUUAGAACUGAUGACCCAGACCUUCCAGAAGAAUAUCAGGCCAGCAAUGACUAUCAAGCAGUAGCCUACUCAUCACGCAGCCAGAGUUCCCCUUCGCCUAGCUGGACAGACAGUUAGAAGAGUUGGCUUGUGGGAGAACGUCUGAGCAUAACGGUUACCCCUAAAAGUCCAUGUGUUGGCAAGAUUACACGCUACAGUCAUGUGAUUUCCUCUAAGGGCAGAGUUGUACACUUCAGCACAGAGAGGAAACUCCCAGGUUCAUCUUAGCAACUUCUAAGCCUUUCCGUGACUCCACACAUGGUUCCUGCCGCCUGUGCGCUGGCCUACUAUCUCGCCACGGGAAAGCAGCAGCAACAGGGGCAUCUGACCCAUGCUGCCUACAUGCUGAAGAAAAAUAAAGAUGCCCAUAGCUGUGGAACAGGUGGUGGCAGGAAUAACGCUGAAGUGUUCUGCUUAGCAGGACUCACUGUCCUCACCAAUGAGAUGCAGAUGGCUCCCAACAAGAUGCCCUCAACUCAGAAACAAUUGUUGGCACUCCAGCAGCCAGCUUGGAUCAUGAGAAAACCCAACCUCCUCUCUGCACCGUCCAAGCACCUCAUCCCCCACCGCCCCCUCCCUCUCCACCGCAGCUCCCUUCUCCGAGCUAGGGAUGGCUGGAUGCGCUCUGCCAGUUACAAGGGUGGAGAAGCUGACUCUUAA